CAGUCCAACAACUCUACUACUGUCAUCUCAUUAUGACUUUCCUAGUAAAUUCACUCACACUCUGAAUUUUUCAACUUCAGUCAGUCAGUACCGUGCUGUUAAAUUUGUUUCCUUUUAUCUCGUACCAAACUCUGUUUCUACAUAAAUACUCCUCCCCUCCCUUUCGAAUAAAUACACAACAAGAGAGAAACAAACCCAGAAUCAGAAAAUUAAACCCGUUUCUUGAUGAUGGAAUUCAAGAAUCACCCGUUCUUGUUCAUCAUCAUCAACUUCUUCUUCUUCAUCUUCUUUAUUUUCUCUUCAAUUUCUUCUUAUCAAAUUCAAUCAUUCCCGUUACCACCCAAGAUCAAUGGUGGGAAAUGGGUUCUUUUGAAACAGAGUAUUGGGAUAUCAGCAAUGCAUAUGCAAGUACUGAAUAAUAAUAAAGUUGUGAUCUUUGAUAGAACUGAUUUCGGUGCUUCUAAUCUAUCAUUACCCUUUGGUGUAUGUAGGUUUGAUUCAAAUGAUGUUGCUUUAACUACUGAUUGUACAGCUCAUUCUUUGAUUUAUGAUAUUUCUUAUAACUCAAUAUCACCAUUAAUGGUUCAGACUGAUACUUGGUGUUCUUCUGGUUCUGUUAUUUCAAAUGGAACCCUAGUUCAAACUGGGGGUUAUAAUGAUGGUGAUCGUGUUAUUCGUAUUAUAUCUCCUUGUCAACAGCAGCAGCAGCAGAAUCAGAAUUGUGAUUGGAUUGAAGUACCUGAGUAUCUCUCUGUUAGAAGAUGGUAUUCUAGUAAUCAAAUUCUUCCUGAUGAUAGAAUUAUAAUUGUUGGUGGAAGAAGAGCUUUCAGUUAUGAAUUCUUUCCAAGAAAACAACAACAACCCGGUACCGGCAAUUCUUCUUAUUAUUUAGGGUUCUUGGAAGAAACCAGAGAUCAUUAUGAUGAGAAUAAUCUUUACCCAUUUCUUCAUCUGUUACCAGAUGGGAAUUUGUUCAUCUUUGCAAACAGACGUUCGAUCUUGUUCGAUUAUACGGGUAACCGGGUUUUGCAAGAAUAUCCGAUGAUACCCGGUGAUGAUAAAAGGAAUUAUCCAAGUACUGGUUCGUCAGUUUUGUUACCAAUACGUUUAUCAGGUUCGAAUUCAUCAUCGUCGGGAAACCACUUGCCGGAAGCAGAGAUUAUGGUUUGUGGCGGUGCACCACCAGGCGCAUAUGCUCAAGCUCAGCAUGGGAAUUAUGUCGGAGCAUCAAAAACAUGUGGGCGAAUUAAGGUGACUGAUCCGAAACCCGAAUGGAUAAUUGAAGAAAUGCCCAUGACACGUGUCAUGUCCGAUAUCCUAAUCCUUCCCACCGGUGAUUUGAUUAUCAUUAACGGAGCUCAUAAUGGUACAGCCGGUUGGGAAUCAGCAGUUAAUCCGGUUUUACAUCCGGUUCUUUAUCUGGUAAAUGAACCAGAUCCGGAUCAGCGAUUCAAGGUACUAAACCCAUCACCCAUACCCAGAUUAUAUCAUUCCUCUGCCGUUUUAUUACCGGAUGGCCGUAUUUUAGUCGGAGGCAGUAAUCCGCACAGAUUAUACAAUUUUACCGACGUGACUUACCCAACUGAGUUAAGUCUAGAAGCUUAUUCACCACCUUACCUUUCGGAUCAGUACUCAAAUCUCCGCCCUAGGGUCAUAUCAGUAGGACCCACCGGCUCAUCCUUAAUAUAUCAAGGGAUGUUUACCGUUACGUUGUACUUACCGUUUUAUCCCGAAAAGGAUUUAUCGGUGACGUUAUUAUCACCGUCUUUUACUACACAUUCUUUCGCUAUGAAUCAGAGAAUGUUGGUGUUGAAAGUGGUGAGUCUUCUUCAGCUGUCUACCACCGUUUAUCAGCUAAGUGUGAUUGGUCCACCGACGCCUAAGAUCGCUCCACGUGGGUAUUAUAUGUUGUUUGUUGUUCAUGAUUUGAUCCCUAGUGAAGGUGUCUGGUUGAAGAUGGAGGGUUAAAAAAAAUUGUUAGUAAUAUUUUUUUUUUUUACCCAUUUCUUGUGGUGUAAUGUAAAUUAAUCUAGGGUGCCUUAAUCUAGUGAUUUGAUGUAUUUUUUAUAUUCUUUGCAAUGAAACAAGUUACUGUUUGGGGUUCAUGAAUAUACUUGAUUUGGUUUU
Papaver somniferum (opium poppy) is the source of this 2127-nucleotide messenger RNA. RefSeq names its product aldehyde oxidase GLOX-like. The record is from RefSeq and is a predicted model, not a curated record. Bases 226 to 1968 code for a protein of 580 amino acids. The transcript has a single exon. Lineage: Eukaryota; Viridiplantae; Streptophyta; Magnoliopsida; Ranunculales; Papaveraceae.